ACACAGGGAAAUUUUAAAACGCGGGAAAUUCAUGCUCGCUUGCUUGCAUUGGAGAAUGGAUGAAGAUGCGCAAACCUUUAUAAAGUCCCACAGAGCAAAACUUGAGCAAGAGAAGGAAAACCUAGAAAUGGCUGCCGUCCAGUCGAGAGGUGGUGGAAUACUUCCUGAAGACCGUGCGGCGGAGCGCCGUCGGGACCAGCUGAGAAGAGAGAGGCAAGAAGAAUACCGAGCCUUCCUGAAACAGCAGAGCUCCAACAAAUUUCGAGAAAGAACCAUCAAUGAUUCAACUUCAGGUCCUAGCACUACUUCAUAUCCAAGACCAAGCUCUGUUGCUGAAAAGCGUAAGGCGCUAGCUCAAGAGAGACAUCAGGAGCUGCAGUCACACAGCAAACCUCCUCUACCAUUUCCCCACUACAAACCAGCACGGGCUGUCAAUGAACAUGAAACAUCACGAGAGGCGGACAAUCAAAGGAGAAUGUGGCCAGACAGAGGCGGUCCUCAUGAUGUGCUGGAGGAACACCAUCGCUGCUCAGGAGAUGAACGUUUAAGUAGGGCACUGGCGAGGGAACGGGAGAGAGAUUACAGCCAAGGGGUUGGUGCUAGGACCCCUCCUCAGAGGCAAAGGUGGGAGGAGAGGGGAAUAAGUAAUCGACAAGUCCACUUUGACCAUGAGUAUGAUCGUGAUGGGCGCCAGAUGGAGCCGAAGAGAGAGUAUCCCUCUCAAAGGAGACACUGGGAUGAAGAAGAAGAGGGUCUUAUGCAGUGGGCAAGGGGACAAGGCAAAUCGAAAGGACUGGAAUCAAGACCGCCUUCGUCUCCAACUCAGAGUAAUGUGAAGAGGGCUGGAGGGAGCAGGUCACUGUCAGCACCUGUGGUGGGUGGAAUUGCUGCAUUGGGGGCAGGGAGCAGUGAGGCAGACAAGAAAAAGAAACAGAGAGAGUAUGCUGAGCAGCUGCGGGCACAGAUGAGGGAUAAGCAAGCAGCCAAGGAGAGGGAGAGGGAAGGGAUAUCGUCUGGCACUCACUCCCAGUCACAGCAUCCUCAGCAAGCCGAUCGUGGUAGGCCCAGCUCUCCAUGGCGACACAGCUACAGCAAUGUGGAGGAGCACAGUUCACGAGCACUUUCUCCUCGUCGACGUGAAAGAGUCCGCUUUUCUCCCGAGAGGAACAUUCAUUUCGGACCUGAUUCUACUGCAACUUCCUCCAAACCACCCGGACACCCAGCACCACUUCAACCCUACUGGCCUGGCAUGUACUAUGGAGGAUACCCCUAUCCCCCUCCAGCAAGUUUCCCGCCCUUUCCUCCUCCCCAAAUUGGCCACCCUUAUUACCCCCCUCCUCCAUCACUUCCUCCAUCCUUGAACACAAACCCUUAUCUCUCUCCCUACAUUCCGCCUCAUUACCAUUCCGAUUCGAGACAACAAACUACACGAGACAAGAGUUCAAAUGGUCGACUGUCCCCACGGAAACCCAUGGAGGCAAGUGAAGUGGAGGAGUUAAAUUUUGUGCUUCGUGAGAGCGACAGUGGGAAGGGAAUGGCAAAAGCCAAGAAGGACUCCUACAGACUCCAGCUGUUGGAGCAGAUGAGUGAGAGGAAUGAGAACAAGCAAAAGGAGUGUCUGGAGAAGAGAGAGUUUGAGAGAAGGAAACAGCAGGAGGUGUAUGACCCUUUUGGGAAGGGUGGCUGUGGGGCUCCAAUUAGAGACAAGCGUGGUCAGCUGGUGACUGACCUGAAGCAGAUGAAGAAGGUGAACGACGAGAGGAUGAUAAUAGGUCUCCCUAGUACCACUCCACUCCCGGGGGAGAUAGCUGAAGGUGGGGCUGCAGGGAUCCUAGACGGUAGCUUCAAUGAACCAAACUCACCCCGAUCCUCGUACGAGUUUCGCCGGAGCAAGGAGCUGAGAAGCAAGAGCGUCCAGGACGACUACAAGGAAACUCUAGAGCAACAGAUGAGGGAACGAGAGGAGAUCAAGAGACGCGAGAAAGAGAAGAAGAGUGAAGCAGACAAACUGGAAACGGAGAGAAUUGAGAGAGAGUGCAAGCUGCUUGAGGAGAAGUACAAACUGGAGAGAGAGGGGGAGAAGCAGCUGAAGAUGAGGAACGAGGCAUUGAAGCGAGAGGAGGAAGAGAGGGAGAGAGAGGAGGCAGAGAGGAAGAGGGAGGAGGAGUGGAGACAACAGGAGGCACUCAAGCUUGAAGCAGAGAAAAAGAAACUGACUUUCAUUGAGAACAUGGAAAAGCAGUUGCCUGUUGAGAGCCAACCUCGAUCCAGUUCUCCACCGAUCCCUACACUCAGGAAAAUGGAUCCCCAGUUUCCUGCUCAAACUGCUAUCCCUAGUCACCCUCAACUACCACAGCAGCAACUCCCUACGUCACCUCCAGUACCGACCCUCCACCACAAACAUCUGAUUGCUAGUAAUAACAGGGGUCAGGGAGGGACGCAAGAAUACCCCAACAACAAUGGCGUACCUCCUGAACAUCAGUCUCAGAGAACCAGCACAGCAACAAUCAGACGGCCUGACUCGGCAAAACUGGAACUGCUGCAGCGCUCAUUUUCAGCUCAUGCUGGUGUCCCUCAACCUGUCAACGCACCCAAUGAAAAAGCUGGGGUCAGCGGUGGCAGCAGUAUGAAUGUAGUGGGAUCCUCCCGUAGUGCACAACACCUCCCUCCACCACAUCCAGCUGAGGCUAUACCCCAGUCAUUAUCUGAGCCUCGUCCAUCAUCAUCUGGAGUAAGUGCCACAUAUGGGGCACCAGAGGACGAUGUGAUGGAGAACCUCCUACGUAACCUGCAUAGUGUACGCAGAAAACUAGAAACGGAGAGACAGAAGGUGAUUGCUCCCAAGGAACCAGACCAAAGCACGACACGUGGUGAUGCCAAUCCACAAGGACCGUGGUUACCAGCAGGUGUCGAUCCUAAUGGAGGCAACAAUAAACCUGGGUUCUGGAAAGCAAGACUAGCCGGCCAUCGUAAGAACAGACCCACUUCCAGUCACCCCCACCACCCUCCUCCCAGAGUUCCACAGCAGAGGGAGGAGAAGAGAGGAGAGGACAAGCCAAGGAGGAGACAGUGGAAGCUCAUUCCCAGGGAAAACAUCCCUCUGCAAAUAUCCUCUGAACACGACGAGGAUCGCUAUUCUGCAUCAGGUACAAGAGAAGAAACUGCCCCGAACCCCCACCCGAGACAUGCCCGCAACAACAACAGCCAGAGACUUGGUGGAGAAGACAGGAGACAUGUCGAACCCCGGUCAUGGCUCAGACCCAGGCUACCUCAAAGUCACGACCCAACCAGGGGGAACUAUGACUUCACUGACUCACACAGCCUCCGACCUCCGUCAGUAGGCGGAGAGAGCCAGUUCUCGAUGGCCACUCUGGACGUUGAUGGCAUGGCUCGUCGUAAUGAGGAGAGAAUGAGACGACUCGAGAGCAUCUUGAACUCACAGGCCAGAGACUCAAGAACGCCACAGAGCAUUCUCUCAGACUUUCUUUCCAGAAACGGCCGAACCAAAGACUAUUAUAAUCAGACCUCAUCUAAAAACGGUGUAUCGUCAUCUCCAAGAAGACCGUUUGCUGCCAAUGUGUUCACCCCUCCAGAUGUUUGUCAGUCCAGAGAUUCCGAUACUAGUCAAGAGCUAGACUAUGAGACUGGCUACCCUGUGGCUGCCUCAACACCUACAUAGCCACUUGUGGGAUUAUGGAGUAGUAAUGUGUGCCUAUCUGUAUGCCUUGCUGUAAUGAUAAGACAGGUUUCCGAGUCAGGUGUAUUGUGCCUAUAUACAUUGUACGCA
Geodia barretti is the source of this 3787-nucleotide messenger RNA. Lineage: Eukaryota; Metazoa; Porifera; Demospongiae; Tetractinellida; Geodiidae. The record is from the annotation of a GenBank genome assembly.